AUGGUCCUCCACAACCCCAACAACUGGCAUUGGGUCAACAAGGAUGUUGGCACCUGGGCGCGGGAAUAUUUGGAGAAGGAUCUGCAGGGCAUCUCUGCCGAGGCCGACGGCGUCACCGCCCAGGUCGAUCGUGUCAUCAGCAUGGAUGGCGAUGUCGAGGUCAGCCAGCGCAAGGGCAAGGUCAUAACCAUCUACGACGUGAAGCUGCAGCUGGAGUACUCAGGCAAGAACAAGGAGGGCGAGGCAGCAAGCGGCACCAUCACCAUCCCGGAGAUCGCACACGACACCGAGGAGGACGAGUAUGUCUUUGAGAUAGACAUUUACAGCGAAUCGUCAAGCAAGCAGCCCGUCAAGGACCUCGUCCGCUCCCAGCUCACCCCCAAGCUCCGCGAACGCUUCGCAAACCUGACCAAAGCCCUGGUUGCCGAGCACGGCAAGGACAUCCAGCACGCGCCCGGCUCGAAUCCCUCCAGCGGCUUCUCCACCCCCAAGGUCUACGAGAGCUCCUCUCUCAACAAGGGCGGCCAGUCGGCCUCGACCACGACCACCACCUCCUCGGACGGCAAGGGCCCGCUGAUCAACACCACGACGCUCACGGACAACGACGAGUUCCGCACGACGGCCGCGGAGCUGUACCAGACGUUCACAGACCCGCAGCGCAUCGCGGCCUUCACGCGCGCCCCGCCCAAGACGUGGGAGGGCGCGCAGGUGGGCGCCAAGUUCGAGCUGUUCGGCGGCAACGUCUCGGGCGAGUUCGUGACGCUCGACGAGCCCAAGAACAUUGUGCAGAAGUGGCGCCUCGCCCAGUGGCCCCAGGGCCACUUCUCCACCCUCAACAUGCACUUCGACCAGAACGACGUCGACAAGGUCACCGUCAUGCGCGUCGAGUGGAAGGGCGUCCCCGUCGGCCAGGAGGACGUGACCAAGCGCAACUGGGGCGAGUACUACAUGAGGAGCAUCAAGACCACUUUCGGCUUCGGCACCGUCUUGUAG
Molecule: messenger RNA, 993 nt
Organism: Diplodia corticola
Lineage: Eukaryota; Fungi; Ascomycota; Dothideomycetes; Botryosphaeriales; Botryosphaeriaceae
Product: hsp90 co-chaperone aha1
Exons: 2
Coding region: 1-993 (330 amino acids)
Biological process (GO): positive regulation of ATP-dependent activity; protein folding
Cellular component (GO): cytosol
Molecular function (GO): ATPase activator activity; protein-folding chaperone binding
Source: RefSeq, a predicted model, not a curated record